AUGGAAAAGCGCGGAAACCCAGCUCAGGGCGAAUGGGUUGAUUCCGACGACUAUCCCAACGGAUACGCCGAGUUUAUGCCUGCUCAGCUCCGAGAGGCAAGAAGUCGGCCGGGAGGUGAAGGCUUCGCACCGAAGCUCCUCAAGCAAGGCCCGGGUCCUGCUCGAGGGCCCUAUCCCAUCUUCAACGAUACCGACGAAGGUGAAGAAGCAGCGCGGGAGUAUUAUUACUCGGAGCUGCCUGUAUCGACCGAAUUUCUUAUUUUUGAGGACGAGGUACAAUCGCUGGCCAUUGACCGGAUGAUCGGCUGCGACGCGAUCAUACUGGUCUCACGCCUGGGCGCCUUCGUUUGCCAUUUCUAUCAAGGAUCCUGGGACAGCGAUAGACACAUGGACGACCUUAUGAGAUUCUGUUACUACGGGCGCCCGGAAAACGACCCAAUGCGUGAAUGGGCUCAGUACGGCAUUGACAAUGUCAGAGACCAUCCUGAGGAGGGCAAGCGAGGCAUCAUACUCGGGGACCAGGACUCCGACGCAGAGGAAGACGAUUUCGAGGAUAUUGUCGCCUUCAUCAUAACGCCCAGAGUGCGGCCGAACAUUUGGAUAAUCGACCGUGACGGGCCCAGAGUCAUACCAGAUGAACAGAUUCUGGCCCCUGACGUUAUGGCAGGCCGUCUUAGAUAUGCGCCAGACAGAGUCAACAGAGUCAAACUGAUCUUGACGGGAAUCUUCCUCGACAUUCCUAUCAAGACGAUCGAUUAUCCUCCUGCAAUGCUACCGUAUGCCGAAUGGAGUAGGCUCGAGGCUCUUGAUGAUACGUUUGCUUUUGCCGAGGGGCUUCAGGAUAGCAUUGUCGAUACGCCCCGCGGUAAGAUUCUUCUCCAGUAUCAGCCAGCGGCAUCCUGUGAUCAAGAGGCUGAGAACUUCGUCGGCCGCGCGGAAAUCAUCAUCGGCCACUUCGAAGUCCGCCGCAGUUACCUCAAAGCCGACCUCGUUGACAAGGACCCUCAGCACCUCCGCUCCAUCCAUCGCUCCAUCGGCUACAAAGACCACGUCAGCAACCAGCAGCGACCCGCUGACACAUCACUGUUGAUGACCUCCGUCUCCACCGCGCGAACUGUGGACCGGCUGCCUGCUACCCAGGCUCCAAUAAAGCCAGAGCCGUUCAGCGUGCGAAUUCAUUACAAAGAAUGGACGAGCGGUUGGGGCGGUGCCAUAGGCACCCAGGGCGUGUGGGAGAUGUUCGUUGCUGGGGUGAGAGCCGAAGUCGACCUCUGUGAGACGGAGGACGUAGGCCAUGAGUUCCAGAGCUAUUUCCGUCCGUCCGAAUGGUUUGACGACAAGCGGCCGCCCAGCUUCGAGGCGGAUCAGGCCAUAUUCGGGAGGAAGAACUGCAGGUACAAGGAGGGCGGCAAAUCGGUGCCGGGCAGGUUUUCGUGCGACGGGGUUGACGAGUUUGACUGUCGCUUGAGCGACCGUCCAAAGGUCGAGUGCAAGGAAGCAUUUGAUAUCAAGGUGUUUUAUGGCAUGGUGGAAUGCGUGUUUCCUGUGCAGUAG
Colletotrichum chrysophilum is the source of this 1554-nucleotide messenger RNA. RefSeq lists its product as uncharacterized. The transcript has 3 exons. The record is from RefSeq and is a predicted model, not a curated record. Lineage: Eukaryota; Fungi; Ascomycota; Sordariomycetes; Glomerellales; Glomerellaceae. The coding region runs from base 1 to 1554 and encodes 517 amino acids.